Molecule: messenger RNA, 4780 nt
Organism: Anguilla rostrata (American eel)
Lineage: Eukaryota; Metazoa; Chordata; Actinopteri; Anguilliformes; Anguillidae
Product: chitin synthase chs-1-like
Exons: 19
Coding region: 105-3812 (1235 amino acids)
Cellular component (GO): cell periphery; cell septum
Molecular function (GO): chitin synthase activity
Source: RefSeq, a predicted model, not a curated record
GUGUUCCUUGCGGCGCGAAAACUGCGCGUCACACAUUCCGAGAGUAGUGAUAAUGACACCUUCUAGUAGUUUUCUGCAGUUGUUUGAGAUCUUCGAACGGCAACAUGUAUGAUAAGGAGGAGACGCGUCACAGGCCCAGGGAGUUCUGGGACAGGGCCCAGGAAGUACCUGUUAUCCAGGAUGAACAGAAACCAAGGAAGUUCAUAAGCUUCAUCCAUUUCAUCACCUGCACAUUUGUUGGGCUAAUGGCUUUUGCACUGGCAUUUUUUAGUAAGUCUUCCCUUCUACUCCUGAUAACAGCAUCGAACACAGCCUCAAAAGCUGUGUCCACAAAGCCCUACGCACUUCUGUUUCUUGCCUGUUGCACAGUUGCUCCAAAUGUUCUGGCAUUGAUUAAAAGCAUUUGGAAAAUGACAUUUAAAGACUCAAAGACACCUUUGAAAUUAACAAUUUUAUGGGUGUUCUGCAUUGAAACUCUUGUUGCUUUUGGGACCAUGGUUCUCAUCAUUGUAGCAAUGCCCCAUUUCGACAUUAUCACCAACGUGAUGAUCCUGAACAGUGUGGGAAUCCUGUCUGCCGUGCUUCAGCUGGCUGUUAAUUUGGUUACAAGAGCGAGGAACAAGAUCCUUUUCAUUACCUCCAUUACUGCAUUCAUCCUGAUAACAGCUGGAUAUGUGCUGUUUGUACUGUUUUACAUCCUAGAGGCAACAAAUUCAAAGGACAAAAGCACAGAAUUGAUAAAAUAUAUUGGCCUUGCCAUAGCAGGGGGUAUCUUGGUCUCCCUGAACUGGUGGGAGAACUACAGCAGCCUGUUGCAGACUAACUUCCUGGGAAACCUUGUCAAGGACAUCAAGAGGUGUAGAAAUAUCAUCAACAUCAUCGCUAGUGUUGUGAGAAUUGGAGUCACAGCGAUUGUGUUGGGGGCCUAUGUCAAACUGCAGGGCCUAGAGUGGUCCUCUGUUCUGACAAUCUCACAGGACUCAAGGACUGUGGUCCUGAGCCUCUUUGCCAUCCAAGUACUCUCUAGUGCCCUCUGCCACUGGUUUGUGGUAGUGGCCUGCAAAAUGCACGCAGUGCGGCGGAGCUUUGUCAUUCCCAUGUGGCUGGCUUCCCCUGCUGUUCUUCUGGCUUUUGUGCUCAGUUUUGGAAUCCCUUUCCACAGUCUGGCCCAGAAACACACCCAAGGAAGUUACAAUUUUUCCUCCUACUGCCACGACUUCAUCAGUGUUGGCAGCUCGGACGUCAUUGCAUUUAAGCAGCUGGCUUCUGAUGUCACCUACUCGCUCUGUGCCCAGAAAACCUUCCUAAAUGGAGACACAAAAGGCUGGGCUCUGCUGGGAAGCUCUGUGCUCAGCUGGUGGCUUGGGCUGUUUCUCAGUACCAUCUACAUCUGGUUCCACCCAUACCAGCGCAUCGAGAGGACCAAGGACCUGUUUGUGCGCCGCCUGUAUGAAGGGGCUUUCAUUGACCAGUCCAUGCUUCUCAAUGCUCGCUUUGACAUCCCCCUGAAGAAGAGGCAAACCAAGGAAAAUGAACCUGUGACGGUCUUCCUGUGUGCCACAAUGUGGCAUGAGACCUACAGCGAAAUGAUGACUAUACUCAUCUCUUUGUUCAGGCUGGACAAAUUCAGACCCAGGAGAAACUCAUAUAGAGAUGUGAGAUUUGAGUACCACAUUUUCUUUGAUGAUGCCUUCCUUGACAAGAAGGGCAGUAAACAUCGCCAUGUGAAUGACUAUGCAGAGAUGCUGGUGGAGGUCAUCCAGGAAGUCUACAUGAUUUUCAGUAAUGAGGCCCCAAGUACCUUCAGAGAAUCCAGAUUAGAUUCUGAGCAUAAAAUCAUCAAAACCCCUUAUGGUGGCCGCCUCCAGUAUACGCUGCCCCAUGGUAACAUACUGAAUAUUCACUUCAAGGACAAGCAGCUGAUCCGCCACAAAAAGCGAUGGUCUCAGAUUAUGUACCUGUACUUCCUGCUAGGCUGGAAACUGAACAGGAAGUAUAUCCUGAUGUUUCAGAAUGGAGAAGAAAAAAACAUUCUGGAGGAGCAAUUGAAGAAGGAGAAGGAGAACACCUACAUUCUGGCUCUGGAUGGAGACACUGAUUUCCAGCCUUCAGCUGUGAUGCUUCUGGUGGAUCGCCUCAGGCUGUACCCUGAGGUCGGAGCAGCCUGUGGCAGGAUUCAUCCCACAGGCACUGGGCCCAUGGUGUGGUAUCAGAAGUUUGAGUAUGCUGUGGGGCACUGGAUGCAGAAGGCAGCAGAACAUGUGUUUGGCUGUGUGCUCUGCAGUCCUGGCUGUUUCAGCCUGUUCCGGGCAGCUGCACUCAUGGACGAUAAUGUGAUGAAGAGAUACACCACUGUUGCAACAGAAGCCCGCCACUAUGUGCAGUAUGACCAAGGGGAGGACCGCUGGCUGUGCACCCUCAUGUUGCAGCAGGGUUGGAGGGUCGAGUACAAUGCAGCAUCUGACUCCUACACCAACGCCCCUCAGGAAUUCAAGGAGUUCUACAACCAGAGGCGGCGCUGGGGGCCAUCAACCCUGGCCAACACUGUGGACCUGCUGGCAACUGGAACCCUGACGGCACAGAAAAACAAAUCUAUAUCCCGACUAUACAUUCUCUACCAGAUCGUAAAUAUGGCCUCUUCCAUCCUAGGCCCAGCCACUGUUUGCUUGCUGAUUGCAGGGAGCUUCAAAUUUGUGUUCAACAUGUCUUCCAAUGCUAGUCUGAUUCUGGCAAUCAUCCCACCUGCAAUAUACCUGUUCCUGUGCUUCAAGCUGAAAUCUGAUACCCAAAUCACCAUCGCUGCUGUUAUGAGUGUGUUUUACGCUUUCCUCAUGUCAGCGACACUGUUAUCAAUCAUUGGCGAAUUGGUAAUACAGAAGACUUUCCUGACCCCCAGCGGGAUUUUCUUCAUCGGGAUUGUGUUUCUGUACCUCACCACGGCCCUGCUGCACCCUAAGGAAUGCCACUUAGUGGUCUACGGCGUUGUUUACGCCCUCACCAUUCCGAGUGGGUACCUGUUGCUAGCCAUCUACUCCAUUGUCAACAUGAACAACGUGUCUUGGGGCACCCGCGAGACCGCCGGCCCGGGCAAGGACGGGCCCGACCCGAAAGAUCAGAAGAAUGUGAAGUUUGAGAAGAAGUGCAAGUGCUGCUGCUGGAAUGUUCAGUUCCAGGUACACGGAGAUGAGAAAGUGGUGGUCAGCCCAGGGCCCACAGAGGCCCCCAUUACCACAGAACCAACGAUUGAGAUCCAUCCUGAUCAGGAGGAAUGGAAGGUUGCUCGCAGGGAAGAAGAAUCCCCUGAAAUAUGCUGGAUAACACGGCUGAGACAGAAGUCGAGUGAGCUGGUCCUGGAAGAGGACACACUUGAUCACGAUGAAGAACAAUUCUGGAUACAACUCCAAGAGCAAUAUUUAAAGCCUUUGUAUGAAGACAAGAAAAAGCAGAUGCAAAUUGCAGAUGAUCUCAGAGACCUCAGAAAUAAGGCAGCUUUUGUCAUCUUCAUCUGCAAUGCUCUGUGGCUUGUAGUUACAUUUUUUCUGCAAGAGAUUGGUGCAGCAGUCUCCAUCGAAAUCCCCAAGACGCUACCCAAUGGCACAAUAGUACCCAGAGACAAAAUUUACAUUGACCCAAUUGGAUUCAUGUUUCUCCUUAGCUUUGCAUCCCUUCUGGUCAUACAGUUUUUUGGGAUGAUUUGGCACAGAAUCCAGACACUAAUUCACUUCAUAGCCUACAGUGGGACCCAAGCUAAACCUGUUAACAUAGAAAACAAAUGGCUAUUGGAGGAAAUGAAUGACAUGAAUUUCCUCUAAGAAAUUAUGAUUUCAGCAAUGCUGAUGAAAUCCAAAAAAGAUUCACCUGCAAGUUUUUAAUCUGGGGAGACGAUGGUGAUGGAAACUGGGUUUGUAAAUUGUAACAGUGAAAUGAGUUUUAUUGCUAGUCAAAUUUGUGAACAAAUUUAAUACGGUUGUUAUUUACAUUGUAUGCUUGAUCUCCUCUUGUCUGUAGUCAUGUCAGUCUUUCUUUUAACUAUUGUGUUUUUUCUUUCUUCCCUUACUCAUUUUUUGUAUCUUGAAUGUUCAUAUAUUUGCACUUUGCUGUUAGAUGUGCUACAUACUAUAUAUCAAAACUGGAUAAAGAUGUCUGAUGAAGUCUUAACAAUCAAUAAAAAUGAAUUGUUUCUGAUACUGUUAUAAAAACUGAAAACUCAUUGUCAGUCUGGAAUACUCAAUACUUUUUAAUUUUGUAUGAUAGUUAUUGUAUUAUAUAAUCAAUUGAUAAUGUCGGUCAGAAUGACUGACAAGCUACAACUGCAAGAUAAAACAAGUAUUUGUUUUGUGUUUUUCUGUAUGUGUUGUGUAAUUUUCUAUCAUCUGUAUUGUGGGGAAAAGCAGCUUUAUUUUCAAAUGCAUGUAAAUGGACAGUAAAUUAUUCUCAAAUGUAAGUAAUAAUAUUAACAGUUUAUUCGCUGCUAUGCAUUUAUUUGUUUGAAGUACAAGUUGAAGUUUGAAGUCGAGCCAGAGGGUGGUGCUGUCUCACUUUGCCAAGUCUUUACGAGCAAUAAAAGUCCGUUCUUCCUGACACAGGUCUUGUUCAUAAAAACUCGUUGUCAGACAAGAAUACUCAAUGAAAAGCUCAAACUGCUUUUCUUUGUGUUGUUAAAUGAUAGUUAUGAAGUAUGUAAUCUAUUGAUAAUAUAUAUCAGAAUAUCUGACUAAACCUGUGUUUAACCUAAAUGCAAAAUAAAAGAACAUUAUUUAUACUAUUGUGUUGUAUACAA